Molecule: messenger RNA, 372 nt
Organism: Metschnikowia bicuspidata var. bicuspidata NRRL YB-4993
Lineage: Eukaryota; Fungi; Ascomycota; Pichiomycetes; Serinales; Metschnikowiaceae
Product: phosphatase regulator
Exons: 1
Coding region: 1-372 (123 amino acids)
Cellular component (GO): cytoplasm
Molecular function (GO): protein phosphatase inhibitor activity
Source: RefSeq, a predicted model, not a curated record
AUGUCGUCGGACGAGGGACCAUUGGCUCCUCCAAGCAACGAACAAGGGCUCGACUUGUCGAAGUUGUCGCCCCAGGAAUUGCGCAUUUUCAAGAUGUAUGGGAAGCUCCCCACCAAGCAGCAAAUUCUAGCUUCCAAACUACAGGAGAAGCGGUAUUUCGACAGUGGCGACUACGCCAUGCAGAAGCAGCUCGGCGGAAGUAAGUCGGGCGUGACCGGGGUGUCGAUGAAGCACCCGAACGCGGAGAGAGUGAAGGAGAUGUCCAACCGGAACUCCAUCAGCGCCAGCAAUUCGGGGAUUCUCUUCAACGGGAAGCUGAACUUGUUGAGCGAGUCCUCUGUGCAAGAAGAAGACGAGAAGAAACCAGAGUAA